Molecule: messenger RNA, 1023 nt
Organism: Megalops cyprinoides (Indo-Pacific tarpon)
Lineage: Eukaryota; Metazoa; Chordata; Actinopteri; Elopiformes; Megalopidae
Product: trace amine-associated receptor 13c-like
Exons: 1
Coding region: 1-1023 (340 amino acids)
Biological process (GO): G protein-coupled receptor signaling pathway
Cellular component (GO): membrane
Molecular function (GO): trace-amine receptor activity
Source: RefSeq, a predicted model, not a curated record
AUGAAUCUCACAGAAAUUAAAGAAGACGAGUUCUGCGCCCAGUCCUCCAACUUCUCCUGCUUUGAAAGGUUAUCAGUUACUGCAGUGGAUGUUCUGCUGUAUGUGUCUGCAGCUGCAGUUGUGUUACUGACAGUGUGUGGAAACCUGCUGGUGAUCAUCUCCAUCUGUCACUUCAAGCAGCUCCACACACCAACCAACCUCCUCCUCCUCUCUCUGGCUGUGGCUGACUUUCUAGUCGGAUUAAUUGUGAUGCCUUUCCACUUUAUCGGGUUGAUUGAAUCACACUGGUGCUUUGGUGCAGUAUAUUGCACUAUUUUUAAUGUGGUUGCCUUUUGCCUGACAUGUGUGUCAGUUUAUAACGUUGCUUGCAUUGCUGUGGAUCGAUACAUUGCUCUGUGCAACCCUUUUCUCUAUUCUACUAGAAUCACAGUGAAUGUAGCAUUGAUGAUAAUAUCUUGCCUCUGGUUGUAUUCAAUAAUCUACUACUUGAUUUUUCUUUAUUUCAAUGGAAAUAUCACUGACCUGGCAGAAAAUACUGAGUGUGCUGGAGAAUGUCUUGUUAAAAUCAGUGACAUAUGGGCUGUUGUUGAUUUUAUUUUAGUUUUUAUUGUGCCAUGCUCGACCAUAAUAAUUAUGUACAUGAAAGUUUUUGCCAUUGCUAAAAGGCAUGCAAAUAAUAUUAGGUGUGUUCAAGAACAAAAUAAUGCAAAGAGCACAAGGAAAAUGCAUUCAGUGGCAUCUGAAAGAAAAGCAGCAAAAACACUAGGAAUUCUAGUGUCUGCAUUCUUACUGUGCAUAAUACCUUACUACAUAGCUAUUUUCCUUUAUUUACAUAUGAGGAAACCUUCUACAUAUCUUUUACUUAUGAAUAUAUCAUGUUUGGGAUUUUUAAAUUCCUCCAUCAAUCCAAUCAUUUAUGCUCUGUUUCAUUCAUGGUUUCAGAAGUGUGUUAAACUAAUUGUAACACUUAGAAUAUGUUGUUCCGAAUCCUCACUGAUGAAUGUGCUUUCAAAGGACGCUUAA